AAUAUACUAGUUGAAAAUGAUGUAAAGAUGGACAAAGAUGGUCUCACUGAUCUCUAUAUUCAACAUGCCAUUCCCCUGCCUCAACGUGAUUUACCAAAAAGUAGAUGGGGGAAAAUCAUGGAACAGAAAAGGCAGCAAAAUGAGUUGAAAAGUGAGAAUAAAAGUGUUACAACAGUGGAAGGUUUAAGGAAACGGCCGUUAAUUGUAUUUGAUGGCAAUUCAACAAGUACAAGCAUAAAGGUGAAGAAGACGGAGAAUGGAGCUGCUGAUCACCUAAAACCUCCUCCAACUGGAAGCACCGCCAACACUGUUAGAAGAUUAUCAGUUCCUUCAAAUGCCUCAACAUACAUUUCAGCAUGCAGUUUAUCAAAGGACACUAAGCUGGGAAUGAAGAAUAAUGAGGCUAAGCAGAACAAUAUUUCAAAGACUAACAGCAGUGUGUUGGCUAGUCUGAAGGUGUACCCUUUGUCUCCAGUAGCAGGAACUACUGUUGUGAAGUUAAAGAGAGCUGUUCCAAAAGAAGAAUCUGAUUUGCCGAAUGACCUAAAGCCUACAGAAGCAAAGAAGAAAAUCCAGCAUGUUACGUGGCCAUGAAGUAGCUAAUGGUGCUUGAAACAUAAAUAUUACUUCCAUAUUUUCAAACAGAUAAGUCAUAUAUUUAAACAGUUUAAGUACAAUUCUUUUUAAACCUUACAGGGAUUCAGAUUGCUGUGGAGUUUUAACAAGUUUAAAGGUUCACUGUUGUAAAGCUGGAGUCAUUAUCACCAGUCACCUUAAGAGUGUCUACUCUUGUAUACCAAGUAGUUUAUUAGUUCUUGAAAAGGUGGCAAUAUUACGAUAUACUAAACUCCUCACUUUAGUUUUCAAGAUUAUUACAGUUCAUCUCCUGCAUGUCACUAUCAUUCACACACAUA
This is a messenger RNA of Pterocles gutturalis (yellow-throated sandgrouse), 914 nucleotides long. It is a transcript of the gene TSLIG2, whose product is annotated as chromosome unknown open reading frame, human C2orf49. Gene Ontology annotation, cellular component: tRNA-splicing ligase complex. The transcript is spliced from 3 exons. Gene Ontology annotation, biological process: embryonic morphogenesis. The coding region runs from base 28 to 594 and encodes 188 amino acids. The record is from RefSeq and is a predicted model, not a curated record. NCBI's taxonomy places the organism in Eukaryota, Metazoa, Chordata, Aves, Pterocliformes, Pteroclidae.